Penicillium psychrosexuale is the source of this 1449-nucleotide messenger RNA. RefSeq names its product microfibrillar-associated 1 family protein. The record is from RefSeq and is a predicted model, not a curated record. Gene Ontology annotation, cellular component: U2-type spliceosomal complex. Lineage: Eukaryota; Fungi; Ascomycota; Eurotiomycetes; Eurotiales; Aspergillaceae. The coding region runs from base 1 to 1449 and encodes 482 amino acids. The transcript has a single exon. Gene Ontology annotation, biological process: mRNA splicing, via spliceosome. Gene Ontology annotation, molecular function: RNA binding.
AUGCCUCCUCCAUUUCCAUCUUCCCACCGGGGAAUGACCAAAAACCCCGUUAAGCCUACUCGCUACCGUCCUGGAAAGGCUGUCGCAGAGGAGCCCUCGUCUGAGGAGGAAGAAGAGGAAGAGGAUGAUGAAGCUGAGCGGGAGGAGCGACGAGAACAAGAGCGUCGCAGACGAGCUGAGGCACUGCGCCGAGCGAAAGCGCCUAAAGCGAGCUCAUUCCCAGCCUCUGCAGUAGCAGCCCAAAAAGCCGAGGAAGAGGACGACGAGGAAGGGUUCGUCACCGAAGAAGAAGAGGACGACCAGCCCAAGCCUGCACCAAAAGCAGUACCACAACCUACGACUGACGAUGUAAAACCUACUGUGUCCAAAACUACCCCGGAGAGCGACGAAGAGGAAGAAGAAGAGGAAGAAGAAGAGGAAGAGGAAGAAAGCUCCGAAGAAGAGAGUAGUUCCGAAGACGAAGCACCUCGCCGCAUGCUCAUCCGGCCAACAUUCAUCAAAAAAGAUAAGCGCAACACCGCACCCUUAUCAGCCGGCCAGACGAAAGCACAAGCAGACGCAGAACGAGCAGCAGAAGCCGAAAGCCAACGCGCCGCACAACGCCAAGAAAAAGCAGACCAACUAAUCCGCGAUCAACUGGAGAAAGAAGCGAUAGCGCGCUCAAGCGCGAACCGCGCCUGGGACGACGACGAGCUCGUCGAAGCCGAAGACGAAGAAGCCAUUGACGACACGGACGGCCUGGACCCGGAAGCUGAGCGCGCGGCGUGGACACUCCGCGAGCUGAAGCGCGUGCAGCGAUCCCGGGAAGCGAUCGAAGCGAGCGAGAAAGAGCGCGAAGAGAUCGAGCGCCGGCGGAACCUCACCACCGAAGAGCGCGAGCGCGAAGACAGCGAGUUCAUCGCGAAGCAGAAGGAGGACCGCGAUGCUACGCGCGGCCAGACGGGCUUCAUGCAGCGCUAUUUCCACAAGGGUGCUUUCUUCCGUGGGGAUCUUGAGGCGGAGGGUCUGGAUCGGCGUGAGCUUAUGGGCGCGCGCUUCGAGGAUGAUGUCAAUCGUGAUACAUUGCCGCAGUACAUGCAGGUGCGCGACAUGACGAAGCUUGGAAAGAAGGGCCGCACGCGCUAUAAAGAUCUUAAGUCUGAGGAUACUGGGCGGUUUGGGGAUGGAUUGGAGAACAGGAGGAGGAGGGAUGGGCCCCCUGAGGGUGUUACGGAUGAGCGGUUUAUGCCUGAUCGUCGCGGUGGUGACGAUGGGGAUCGCGGACCGACGGGUGCUAAUGCUAGCGUUGUUAGACCCCGGCGCAGGUCGAGGUCGCGUUCGCCUCGGCGGGAGCGACGUGAUGAUAGAGACUCAGGUCGGUUCGAGCGGAGCCGGUCUAGGGAGAGGCGGAAGCGGAGUCCAUCGCCCUAUGAUGAUCGGGAGAAACGUCGGCGAGUGGACAGUUCUUGA